AUGAGCCUUUUCGCCUCACUUUUCCCACUCACAGUGACUCACAGCUACCUAGUCCAUUCUGCUAGUUACUCAUGUCUCAGUGUAGCGCAGUAUUGGCUGUCAUUUUACGGCAACUGGAGUGCUGCAACACAUCCAAAUACUUUUUCAAGUACUCCAACAAAUGGCUUCUUUUCCCCUUUGGUCGGUGCCUCGCACGAAGAUGCUUACACAAUGUGGGAUGGGGGAAUGCUGGCCUCUGCAGGAAUAAAAGCUGUUGCAGAGACAGGUUAGUUGUUCAUACUUCAACAAAGACAAUGCCGCCAAUGCCGCGACUAGUCCACCCGGUUUCAUUACCAUGAUCACUAAAUCUGCGCCGCCAACCAGCUUUAUGCAAUUACCUGGGCCAUCCAUACCAACAAUGGGUAAAAUGAUCUUUACGAGAACAAAUAAACCACUCAUAACCCAGUGCAGUGGCGAGGCGACUUACACAGUCAAGUUUGAAGCGAAAUGGUCAGUGGAAAUCCACCCCAACGGGUUCCCAAGUGGGGCCCACUUCUUGCCUCUUGUACUGUAA
Molecule: messenger RNA, 553 nt
Organism: Porites evermanni
Lineage: Eukaryota; Metazoa; Cnidaria; Anthozoa; Scleractinia; Poritidae
Source: the annotation of a GenBank genome assembly